Molecule: messenger RNA, 2452 nt
Organism: Thlaspi arvense
Lineage: Eukaryota; Viridiplantae; Streptophyta; Magnoliopsida; Brassicales; Brassicaceae
Source: the annotation of a GenBank genome assembly
UCCAGAUUCACGGUCAAGGCACAUGGGAUAAUGGAUCAGAUUCAGGGUGUUAUAUUUAGGGUUGUUGAUUCCACCGUUCAAAAGAAACAAUAGUUAUAAAGAGGAGACUGAGGUAUGGUGUGACGAUUCGGAUUUAAGGAGACUAUAUCAAUAUAAAUCGAGAAAGACAGGAGAAAAAGAAAACAAGUGGAAGACAGGAGAAAAGGAAUACGAGCAUACAAUAUGAUACAUAUGUAAUGGGGAGACACAAUCAGAAAUCGAAAAUGGGGAGAAGUUAUUUUAAAUCCUCGAUUGUGUUCAGGGAGAACUCAAUGGUCCGAAGGGGAUGGCGAUAAAGGAUCAAUGGAUGAUUGAGAAGGAUAAAUUGGAUUGUCAACAAAUUAUGGUGCCUCCAAAUGUGGAUCACUCAAAACGUGGGAGGCCUGGUUUGGAGAAUUACAGAAUAAUUGGGUUGAUUUGGUUUAAUAAAGGACAUAUAUGGCAAUGCCCACAUGUACAAAUUCAUUUUGAAUAUUGGAAUGACCAGAAUUAGUGUGCUAUCAUUUGACAUUUUUAGGAAUGGGUUACAAAAGUGAAUUGUGGGAUUCAUUUGGGCGUGGAUAUUAUAAAUAGAGAAGGCAACUACAGAUAUAUUACAUAUUCCAGUGUAAACAUUCUGGUACUAUAUUGUUCUAAAAGUGUUGAUUUUCUUGCUUUCAAAUGUCUCAAUCUUGUUGCUUGAGUUCAAAAAUGUUGGUAACAAAGACAAAAAUACGUAUACUCCAAGGCUAAAGAUUAUUGUGCUGCAGUUUGAUUAUGGUCAUCUGAUUUAGGGGCUAUUCACUUACCCUUAUAGUGUGCUGCAUGAAUCCGACAGCACAGGACAUGAACUCUCUAUUGUUCAUGAUGCCAGGGAUCUGGAAGAUGGAUGAUAGAGUGGCUGAAGCAGAUCUUGGAAUGGGACGGUUCCAAUUUGAUCUCAACGAGGAGGAGGAUAUUAAGAUGGUGCUACAAUUAUAGCCGUAUAAUUUCAAUGGCUGUAUGGUGGUGGUUGUUCAUUGAGAACCGCUUAUGGAUCCAUUCCGAAUAUCUAUCCAGAUUCACGGUCAAGGCACAUGGGAUAAUGGAUCAGAUUCAGGGUGUUAUAUUUAGGGUUGUUUGAUUCCACCGUUCAAAAGAAACAAUAGUUAUAAAGAGGAGACUGAGGUAUGGUGUGACGAUUCGAAUUUAAGGAGACUAUAUCAAUAUAAAUCGAGGAAGACCGGAGAAAAAGAAUACAAGUGGAAGACAUGAGAAAAGGAAUACGAGCAUACAAUAUGAUACAUAUGUAAUGGGGAGACACAAUCAGAAAUCAAAAAAUGGGGAGAAGUUAUUUUAAAUCCUCGAUUGUGUUCAGGGAGAACUCAAUGGUCCGAAGGGAUGGCGAUAAGGGAUCAAUGGAUGAUUGAGAAGGAUAAAUUGGAUUGUCAACAAAUUAUGGUGCCUCCAAAUGUGGAUCACUCAAAACGUGGAAGGCCUGGUUUGGAGAAUUACAGAAUAAUUGGGUUGAUUUGGUUUAAUAAAGGACAUAUAUGGCAAUGCCCACAUGUACAAAUUCAUUUUGAAUAUUGGAAUGACCAGAAUCAGUGUGCUAUCAUUUGACAUUUUUAGGAAUGGGUUACAAAAGUGAAUUGUGGGAUUCAUUUGGGCGUGAAUAUUAUAAAUAGAGAAGGCAACUACAUAUAUAUUACAUAUUCCAGUGUAAACAUUCUGGUACUAUAUUGUUCUUAAAGUGUUGAUUUUCUUGCUCUCAAAUGUCUCAAUCUUGUUGCAUUGAGUUCAAAAAUGUUGGUAACAAAGGCAAAAAUACGUAUACUCCAAGGUUAAAGAUUAUUGUGCUGCAGUUUGAUUAUGCUCAUCUGAUUUAGGGGCUAUUCACUUACCCUUAUAGGGUGCUGCAUGAAUCCGGCAGCACAGGACAUGAACUCUCUAUUGUUCAUGAUGCCAGGGAUCUGGAAGGUGGAUGGUAGAGUGGCUGAAGCAGAUCUUGGAAUGGGACGGUUCCAAUUUGAUCUCAACGAGGAGGAGGAUAUUAAGAUGGUGCUACAAUUGUAGCCGUAUAAUUUCAAUGGCUGUAUGGUGGUGGUUGUUCGUUGAGAACCGCUUAUGGAUCCUAACUAUCCGUCAACAAUCAAGUUUUGGGUGCGCAUGAUAGGCAUUCCUUUGCACUUCUGGGCUGAACCAACUUUCAAAGACGAAGCGGAGGGAAGAGAGCUGAUCGAGAAAAAAAGAUGAUAUAUAGGCCGGAGUUGCGAGUUACAAAGGUGUUCUGGAGGGAAAGGGAAUAAAUCAUGGAGAUAUAGGGGAGUUGAUUAGAGAAAGUACGGAUGCUAUUAGGGGUAAAGGAAAGGUAUGUGGGGCUAAUGGGAGAGGAGUACUAUUAUCCUUGGAGCGGAUCCAAACAGAGCAGUGAUAAAUUUGGGGGGGGGGGGGG